AUGAACAGUAACUUCUGCCGGGCCGUUGUGGACUGCGGGGCUCCCAGCGGCAUGCAGUUGGGUGUCGUGGCCCCUGCAGGACAGACGCCGCUAGCAGCCACCGAGCCCCUGGGCAACGUGCCCUUCUUACUGUACCCGGGCCACGCCGAGCCGCCUUACUACGACGCCUACGCUGGAGUGUUCCCCUACGUGCCCUUCCCCGGCGCCUUUGGGGUCUACGACUACCCGUUCGAACCCGCCUUUAUCCAGAAGCGCAAUGAACGUGAGCGGCAGCGCGUAAAGUGCGUGAAUGAGGGCUACGCGCGCCUCCGCGGCCACCUCCCCGGAGCCCUAGCGGAGAAGCGGCUCAGCAAGGUGGAGACCCUGCGCGCCGCCAUCCGUUACAUCAAAUACCUGCAGGAGCUGCUGAGAGCCGCCCCCGACGGCGGCGAUCCACCUGCCGCCACCUCCCCGCCACCUGUCCGCACCGGCCAGGGCAACUCGCCGCAGCCCCCCUUCCGGGUGACGGAGUCCAGUGGGUCCUCCCCCUUCUCCCCCUCGCCUUUCUUGGAGUCGGAGGAACCCAGCCUUUGA
Chionomys nivalis (European snow vole) is the source of this 573-nucleotide messenger RNA. It is a transcript of the gene Ascl5, whose product is annotated as achaete-scute family bHLH transcription factor 5. Gene Ontology annotation, biological process: regulation of transcription by RNA polymerase II; developmental process. The coding region runs from base 1 to 573 and encodes 190 amino acids. The transcript has a single exon. NCBI's taxonomy places the organism in Eukaryota, Metazoa, Chordata, Mammalia, Rodentia, Cricetidae. Gene Ontology annotation, molecular function: protein dimerization activity; RNA polymerase II transcription regulatory region sequence-specific DNA binding; DNA-binding transcription factor activity, RNA polymerase II-specific. The record is from RefSeq and is a predicted model, not a curated record.